This is a messenger RNA of Branchiostoma floridae (Florida lancelet), 518 nucleotides long. RefSeq names its product sterol regulatory element-binding protein cleavage-activating protein-like. The transcript is spliced from 5 exons. The coding region runs from base 21 to 518 and encodes 165 amino acids. Gene Ontology annotation, biological process: SREBP signaling pathway. The record is from RefSeq and is a predicted model, not a curated record. Gene Ontology annotation, molecular function: sterol binding. Lineage: Eukaryota; Metazoa; Chordata; Leptocardii; Amphioxiformes; Branchiostomatidae. Gene Ontology annotation, cellular component: Golgi membrane; endoplasmic reticulum membrane.
CCAGCCUGCUGCAGGCAGCCAUGGAGGGGCACCUGGACGCAGGGCUACCAAAAUGGUUGGCCGGGAAACCCGUGGCGUUUAUUCAGCAGUUCGUCGUCAUGGCAACAGUGUCGCCAUGGGAAUCCCGCCUGAUCCCCACCGACGCUUUCCGUGCCCCUCUCUCCAAAGUCUUCUCUAUCGUGGACGAUGUCAACAACCUACAGGUCAAAAUCAGUGGAAAAACCAGAAGUAUCAGUGACUUCUGUCUCCAUAUCCCGGAGGUGUUGCCCAAAUUCAAGGCCAAGGGUCUCCUACCGGAGUACAAUUGUUUACUACUGUCUCCUGCCAAUUUCUGGAAGGGCGAUGCAACCGUGUUUAAGGAGGACGGGCAGAUAAUCAAAACAAUUCACAGUUUCCAGUCACCAACCAUAGAGACAGCACCUACUAUUAAAGACUUGCUGUUCGGAGUCCCCUCCAAAGCCACCGGUGUCCACAGGUUUUUUCUACGCAACAAGCAGAGGCUCAUCAUGUAUACUUAA